Messenger RNA from Penicillium cinerascens, 1590 nucleotides. Its product is annotated as allantoate permease family MFS transporter. The record is from RefSeq and is a predicted model, not a curated record. Bases 1 to 1590 code for a protein of 529 amino acids. The transcript has 6 exons. Gene Ontology annotation, biological process: allantoate transport; tripeptide transport; transmembrane transport. NCBI's taxonomy places the organism in Eukaryota, Fungi, Ascomycota, Eurotiomycetes, Eurotiales, Aspergillaceae. Gene Ontology annotation, cellular component: plasma membrane. Gene Ontology annotation, molecular function: allantoate transmembrane transporter activity; dipeptide transmembrane transporter activity.
AUGGUAGAAGAGAAGGCCGUCGGGGCCACCGACGUGGAGAAGGCCAGGGCGAUUGAUCCGACGCUGGAGAAGCAUGCUCACGAUGCGGAUGAGGCCCUGAAGGCCUUUGAUGAGCUUCAUGGCGAAGCGAUCGAGUUGGACGAAGCGACAAAUCGGAGGCUGUUGAGGACUAUUGAUUGGCAUAUGAUGCCGAUUAUGUGCUUUAUCUAUGGCAUGAAUUAUCUGGAUAAGACUACGCUAUCCUAUGCGAGUAUUAUGGGGAUCAAGGAGGAUCUGAAUCUUGUUGGUGAUCAAUAUCAAUGGCUCGGGAGUUUGUUUUAUUUCGGUGAGACUUUGUACUUUAUGCUUGUGUUUGGGGGGAUGGGAGCUUACGGGCAUUUAGGGUACCUGGCGUGGGAGUACCCGACCAACCGCUUACUGCAGCGGUUGCCGCUGGGCAAGUACUCCGGAGUUUGUAUUUUGAUGUGGGGGAUUAUUCUCAGCUGCUUUGCGGCUGUCAAGACCUUCUCGGGGGCAAUUGCCAUUCGCUUCUUCCUGGGUGUGUUUGAAGCGGCCGUUACGCCUGGCUUCGCGUUGUUGACUUCGCAGUGGUAUACGAAGAGAGAACAGGGCAGUCGCGUCAAUAUCUGGUUCAGCUUCAACGGCAUCGGCCAGAUCGUCGGUGGUUGCGUCGCGUACGGAAUCGCCGUCGGCACCGCGAAACACGGAUCGUCGAUCGCACCGUGGAAGAUCAUCUUCCUGGUCACCGGUCUGUUGACUGUUGUGUUGGGCUGUGUUUUCUUGUGGAUUGUGCCUGAUAACCAGCUGAAUGCGCGCUGGCUGAAGAAGGAGGAUCGCAUUUUGGCCAUUGCCCGAGUGCGCAUCAAUCAGCAGGGUAUCGGUAACAAGCACUUCAAGCUGUACCAGGUCAAGGAGGCGCUCUUGGAUCCGAUGAGCUGGGCCUUCUUCUUCUAUGCGCUGAUUGUGGAUAUUCCAAAUGGCGGUAUCUCAAACUUUUUCAGUCUAUUGAUCAAGAGCUUUGGCUUCACUGACCAACAGAGUCUAAUUCUCGGUGUCCCGGGAGGCGCAGUCGAAGUCGUCGCUCUGCUGCUGAACGGCUACAUGGGCCAUAUCACCAACCAGCGUAUUCUCUGCAGUCUGGGCGGACUUGUUUGCGCCAUGCUCGGAAUGAUCCUGAUCGUUGCUCUUCCCCAGAGCGACAACACGGGUCGCCUGAUCGGUUACUACAUGACCCAAGCCAGCCCAACCGCGUUCGUGGCCCUUCUAGCCAUGAUUUCCUCCAACGUGGCGGGAUACACCAAGAAAACCACGGUCGCAGCCAUGUACCUAAUCGGAUACUGUGUCGGGAACAUUAUCGGCCCGCAAACCUUCCGUCCGAAAGAUGCCCCGCGCUACGUCCCCGCCGAAAUUACCAUCAUCGUCUGCACGGGUGUGUGCAUCGGCAUCAUGUGCUUUAUCUGGUGGUGGUACCGCAAGGAGAAUAUCCGAAAAUUAGAAAUCCAAUCCCGCCCUGACUACGUGCGACUGGAAAAUCAGGAGUGGCUCGACCUAACGGACCGGGAGAAUCCCGAUUUCAUGUACUCGCUGUGA